Messenger RNA from Emiliania huxleyi CCMP1516, 768 nucleotides. RefSeq lists its product as hypothetical. NCBI's taxonomy places the organism in Eukaryota, Haptophyta, Isochrysidales, Noelaerhabdaceae. The coding region runs from base 1 to 768 and encodes 255 amino acids. Gene Ontology annotation, biological process: RNA (guanine-N7)-methylation; tRNA methylation. The transcript has a single exon. Gene Ontology annotation, molecular function: tRNA (guanine(46)-N7)-methyltransferase activity. The record is from RefSeq and is a predicted model, not a curated record. Gene Ontology annotation, cellular component: tRNA methyltransferase complex.
AUGCGCGACCCAUCGCCCUUGCUCGCCUCAAGGCCGUCGCGCCGCUACCUCAACCCGAGUCACAAGCCCGCGUGGUAUGCGGCUCGGCAAAAGACAAUCACUCGCGCCCAGAAGCGGGUCGAGCGCAGGCUGUGGCCGAUCUUCGGCCUCGCCUUCGCCUUUGACCGCCGCAUCGAUCUAGACGCCGCCUUUGGCCGCUCCGCUGUGGACCGCUCGGCGCUCGUGCUUGAGAUUGGGUGCGGCUCCGGCGAGGCGCUGUGCUCGCUUGCGGCGUCGCACCCGGACGCCGACUUUGUCGGUGUCGACUGGUUCCGAGGCGGGCUUGCUGCCGCCAUGCAGGGCCUCGACGAGGCUGGUGCCGCCGCCAACGCGCGGCUGGUGCGGGCGGACGCGGCGACUCUGCUGCGCGACGGCCUGGAGGCGCGGCGCGCGCUCGACGAGGUGCUCGUCUUCUUCCCGGACCCGUGGCGCGGCUCCGAGGGGAGGCGUAUCGUGCGACCCGAAGUGGUGCAGUCCCUCUCGCCGCUUAUGCAGGACGGCGGCCGGCUGCACCUCGCAACCGAUGUCGAGGGCUACGCCGACGAGGCACGCGCGGUCCUCGCGAGCUGCUGCGACGCGGAGGCGCGCUGGGAGGAGGUGGCGUGCGACUGCUGCCUGCCGCGGCCGUCGACCAAGUAUGAGCGCGACGGGAUCGCGGCGGGGCGGGGCGUGAACGACGUGUGCUGGAGGUUUGUGCGAGGGAGCGUCGUGCGCGGCUGCGGGGACUGA